Physeter macrocephalus (sperm whale) is the source of this 697-nucleotide messenger RNA. Its product is annotated as eukaryotic translation initiation factor 1-like. The record is from RefSeq and is a predicted model, not a curated record. Lineage: Eukaryota; Metazoa; Chordata; Mammalia; Artiodactyla; Physeteridae. The coding region runs from base 1 to 342 and encodes 113 amino acids. The transcript has a single exon. Gene Ontology annotation, molecular function: RNA binding; translation initiation factor activity; ribosomal small subunit binding. Gene Ontology annotation, biological process: translational initiation. Gene Ontology annotation, cellular component: eukaryotic 43S preinitiation complex.
AUGUCCGCUAUCCAGAAUCUCCACUCUUUCGACGCCUUUGCUGAUGCCAGUACUGGUGAUGAUCUUUUUCCUGCUGUCGCUGAGGAUUAUAGCCAUCUAAGAAUUCAACAGAGAAACGGCAGGAAGACCCUUACUACUGUCCAAGGGAUGGCUGAUGAUUACGAUAAAAAGAAACUAGUGAAGGCGUUUCAGAAGAAAUUUGCCUGCAAUGGAACUGUAAUUGAGCGUCCAGAAUAUGGAGAAGUAAUUCAGCUACAGGGUGACCAGCGCAAGAACAUAUGCCAGUUCCUCGUAGAGACUGGACUGGCUAAGGAUGAUCAGCUGAAGGUUCAUGGGUUUUAAGUGCUCCUGGCUCACUGAAGCUUAAGUGAGGAUUUCCUUGCAAUGAGUAGAAUUUUCCUUCUGUCCCUUGUCACAAGUUUAAAAACCUCACAGCUUGUGUAAUGUAACCAUUUGGGGUCUGUGGGGUACUUGGACUAGUGUAACUCCUUCAUGCAAUAAACUGAAAAGAGCCAUGCUGUCUAGUCUUGAAGUCCCUCAUUUAAACAGAGAUCAAGCAGUAGGCACCUGGCAGUGUCCGGCCUGAAACAAAGCAGUAACAGUGAUGUUUCAGCCAAGUCCAGAGCCCCAAGAUCACAGACGGCUAUGUCUGGCCAGAAGCUCCUCAGCAAUCCCUCUACAGAGUUCCCUGCCCUAA